UUUUUCUAUUGUUAACUUAUACUUGUUAUGGUUCAAGACGAAUCACCUUCAUCAGCUUUAAAAGAAACACUUGCGAAUAGUGAUAAAAAUGUUAACAAAACACUGUUAAAAGAAAAGCCCUCUCGGUGGAAUACAAAAGAGUUUUACUUUUAUUAUGCUUGCUUUUGUAUUGUUGUGCCUUAUAUGCUCAAAGUGACAUAUAACCUCAGUAAAAAAACACACCCAAAUUAUCCAGAAUAUGCAGAUUUACUUUCAGAAGGAUGGAUUUUUGGACGUCAAGUGGAUAAUAGUGAUGCUCAAUAUGGACAAUUUCGAGAUAAUAUACCCAAGCUUGUGCCGCUUGUUCUUGUACAUCUUAUGUUUAACAAGGCCAAUCGAAGCUUUCAUUGGAUACAGUCCAAUUUAAAGUUUUCGUUAAUUACUUCAAUGAUUAUCGUAUUUCUGUUUCAUGGCUCUAGUGCAUUCAAGAUCCUUUUUUUGAUUUCUGCAAGUUUUAGCAUUGGUCACUUUUUUAAAGGAUCUAGCUUAAAUCCAAUCUUAACAUGGUGCUUUAACUUGUUAGUGCUUUUUGUGAACGAAUAUUGUGAUGGAUAUCGCUACAGUAACAUGUUUGGAGCUUCAUGGCAAUGGCUGGAUCAAUGGGAAGGAUUUCAGGCACGAUGGCAUAUUUUGUUCAACUUUGCCAUUUUGCGAUUAAUCUCGUUUAAUAUGGAUUAUUAUUGGGCAUGCAAUAGCCAGCAAUCUGUCGAGAACCACCAAGCACCACCCAAAUCUGAAAAGGAUCGCAUUAGCUACCCCUUGAUGAAUAGUGAUUAUAGCUACUUCAACUUUUUGACGUACGUUCUCUAUACACCUUUACUUUUAUGUGGACCUAUCAUCACUUUUAAUGAUUUUAUUUCUCAGUUCAAAUUCCCUUCAAGAAACUUUACAAAGAACUAUGUAGCAAUCUAUGCUGCUCGACUUGUAGCUGUCAUCUUAGUCAUGGAAGUUACUCUUCAUUAUCUCUAUGUAGUUGCUAUAAGCAAAAGAAAAGCAUGGGCUGGUGAUUCGCCACUAGAAAUCAGUAUGAUUGGUUACUUCAACUUGGUGAUUAUCUGGAUGAAGCUCUUGAUUCCUUGGCGAUUCUUCAGACUAUGGUCAUUGGCAGAUGGUGUAUGGGUUGAUGAAAAUAUGGUUCGUUGCAUGAGUAACAAUUUUUCAGCCCAAAGGUUUUGGAAAAGUUGGCAUCGCACAUUCAAUCGCUGGACGAUUCGUUAUAUCUAUAUUCCUCUCGGUGGAUCCAAGUACAUAGCAUACAAUAUGUGGAUUGUGUUUACUUUUGUUGCUUUAUGGCAUGAUAUUGAACUCAAACUAUUAGCCUGGGGCUGGUUGAUUUGUUUGUUUUUGCUACCAGAGAUAAUUGUGUCCAGAUUGUUUAGCGAGAAAAAGUUUGGUGAUAAGCCUUACUAUCGCUUUGUCUGUGGACUCGGCGCCGUAGGCAAUAUUUUGAUGAUGAUGAUCGCUAACCUUGUUGGUUUUGCUGUUGGUGUUGAUGGUAUGAAAGAAAUGCUGACAAAAGUGUUUGCUACUGCCAGUGGUCUUUCUUUUUUGCUCUCUGUCUCUAUUUGUUUGUUUAUUGCAGUCCAAAUUAUGUUCGAGAUUCGUGAAUCCGAAAAAAGAAGAGGUGACUCGAAAUGGAAAAUGUAAUAAAUAGUCUUGAGUACUUUUAUUUUAUCAAAGUCUUUAUUAAAUUGCUUGAAUCUUCAAUGAUUACCUGUCAAUAUCUAUAAAUAGUUAAAGGCUUCUAGUAAAUAAAAAAAAAUUAUACUCUGUUGUCAAUAAGC
Messenger RNA from Gilbertella persicaria, 1823 nucleotides. RefSeq names its product MBOAT, membrane-bound O-acyltransferase family-domain-containing protein. The record is from RefSeq and is a predicted model, not a curated record. The transcript is spliced from 6 exons. Gene Ontology annotation, biological process: GPI anchor biosynthetic process. Bases 28 to 1686 code for a protein of 552 amino acids. Lineage: Eukaryota; Fungi; Mucoromycota; Mucoromycetes; Mucorales; Choanephoraceae. Gene Ontology annotation, cellular component: endoplasmic reticulum.